AUCGUUCUCUGCACAAUCUGGACUAAAGAUGAUGAGUGACCGAGGAGACCAAGAGGACAGAGGAGAGCCUCCUCCUUCCAGCGGUGUCUCUGUGAAGACUGACUGGUCUGAAAUGGAAAAUCCAGUCUUCAGUAAUGGACCAGGACCAGAACUAAUGUCCUCUUUUUCCAGUGGUGUCUCUGUGAAGAGUGACAGGUCUAAAGGUAACCCUCCAGACUUCAGUAAUGGACCAGGACCAGAACUAAUGUCCUCUUUUUCCAGUGGUGUCUCUGUGAAGAGUGACUGGUCUAAAUUGGAAAAUCCAGUCUUCAGUAAUGGACCAGGACCAGAACUAAUGUCCUCUUUUUCCAGCAGUGUCUCUGUGAAGAGUGACAGGUCUAAAAUGGAAAAUCCAUUCUUCAGCAGUGGACCAGUACCAAGACCAUCUUCCCCUUUUUCCAGCGGUGUCUCUGUGAAGAGUGACAGGUCUAAAAUGGAAAAUCCAUUCUUCAGCAGUGGACCAGUACCAAGACCAUCUUCCUCUUUUCCCAGCGGUGUCUCAGUGAAGAGUGACAGUUCUAAAGGUUACCCUCCAAACUUCAGUAGUGGACCCAGACCCUCAGAUCCACAAGUUCAGCAGGAACCAUCAGAGUUCUUCAGAGAUCAGUCCAAACAGCAGAAAACAGAGCUGGACUCCAUAUUUAUGCUGCUGGAGGAGAACAUUAUCAUCUUUGUGAAGAAGGAACUGAAGAGACUUCAGAAGGCUCUGAGUCAGGAUAACCCAGAAUGUCCCAGUGAGGAUGAGUUGGUUGGUGAAGAUGAAGAGCAGAGGAGCAGCAGAGAGGCUUUUCUGAAGAUCACAGAGAACUUCCUGAGGAGAAUGAAGCAGAACAAGCUGGCUGACUGUCUGAGGAACAGAUCUUCUGCUUCAGUAUGCCAACAGAAACUCAAGUCUAACCUGAAGGAGAAAUUCCAGUGUGUGUUUGAGGGGAUCGCUAAAGCAGGAAACCCAACCCUUCUGAAUCAGAUCUACACAGAGCUCUACAUCACUGAGGGAGGGACUGGAGAGGUCAACGAUGAACACGAGGUCAGACAGAUUGAAACAACAUCCAGGAAACCACACAGACCAGAAACUACCAUUAGACAAGAAGAUGUCUUUAAAGCGCCACCUGGAAGAGAUGAACCAAUCAGAACAGUGAUGACGAAGGGCGUGGCUGGCAUUGGGAAAACUGUCUUAACCCAGAAGUUCACUCUGGACUGGGCUGAAGGCAAAGCCAACCAGAACAUCCAGUUCACAUUUCCAUUCACUUUCAGAGAGCUGAAUUUGCUGAAAGAGAAAAAGUUCAGCUUGGUGGAGCUUGUUCAUUACUUCUUUACUGAAACCAAAGAAGCAGAACUCAGCAGGUUUGAAGACCUCCAGGUGGUCUUCAUAUUUGAUGGUCUGGAUGAGUGUCGACUUCCUCUGGACUUCCACCAAACUAAAAUCCUUUCUGAUGUCACAAAGUCCACCUCAGUGGAUGUGCUGCUGACAAACCUCAUCAGGGGAAACCUGCUUCCAUCUGCUCACCUCUGGAUAACCACACGACCUGCAGCAGCCAAUCAGAUCCCUCCUGGGUGUGUUGACAUAGUGACAGAGGUCAGAGGGUUCACUGACCCUCAGAAGGAGGAGUACUUCAGGAAGAGGUUUAAGGAUGAGAGACAGGCCAGCAGAAUCAUCUCCCACAUCAAGACCUCCCGAAGCCUCCACAUCAUGUGCCACAUCCCGGUCUUCUGCUGGAUCACUGCUACAGUUCUGGAGGAUCUGCUGAAAACCAGAGAGAGAGGAGCGCUGCCCAAGACCCUGACUGAGAUGUACAUCCACUUCCUGGUGGUUCAGACCAAAGUGAAGAGCGUCAAGUAUGAUGGAGGAGCUGAGACUGAUCCACUCUGGAGUCCAGAGACCAGGAAGAUGAUGGAGUCUCUGGGUAAGCUGGCUUUUGAGCAGCUGCAGAAAGGAAACCUGAUCUUCUAUGAACCAGACCUGAUGGAGUGUGGCAUCGAUAUCAGAGCAGCCUCAGUGUACUCAGGAGUGUUCACACAGGUCUUCAGAGAGGAGAGAGGACUGUACCAGGACCAGGUGUUCUGCUUCAUCCAUCUGAGUGUUCAGGAGUUUCUGGCUGCUCUUCAUGUCCAUCUGACCUUCACCAACUCUGGAAUCAAUCUGAUGGAAGAAGAACAAACAACAUCCAGACCUACAAUGACAGAGCUCAACCAGAGUCCUGUGGACCAGGCCUCACUGAUCCCAAAUGGACACCUGGACUUCACCAACUCUGGAGUUAAUCUGAUGGAAGAAGAACAAACACCAUCAAGGUCUACAAUGACACAGUUCUACCAGAGUGCUGUGGACCAGGUCCUACUGAGCCCAAAUGGACACCUGGACUUGUUCCUCCGCUUCCUCCUGGGUCUGUCACUGACCACCAAUCAGAAUCUCCUACGAGGUUUGCUGACACAGACAGGAAGUGCCUCAGAGACCAGACAGGAGACAGUCCAGUACAUCGAGAAGAAGAUCAAUGAGGAUCUGUCUGCAGAGAAGAGCAUCAAUCUGUUCCACUGUCUGAAUGAACUGAAUGAUCGUUCUCUAGUGAAGAAGAUCCAACAGUCCCUGAGAUCAGGACGUCUCUCCACAGAUGAACUGUCUCCUGCUCAGUGGUCAGCUCUGGUCUUCAUCUUACUGUCAUCAGAAGAAGAUCUGGAUGUCUUUGACCUGAAGAAAUACUCUGCUUCAGAGGAGGCUCUCCUGAGGCUGCUGCCAGUGGUCAAAGUCUCCAACAAAGCUCUACUGAGUGGCUGUAACCUCUCAGAGAGAAGCUGUGGAGCUCUGUCCUCAGUCCUCAGUUCCUCCAGUCUCAGAGAUCUGGACCUGAGUAACAACCACCUGCAGGAUUCAGGUGUUGAGCAACUUUGUGGUGGACUUAAGGAUCCACGUUCUACACUGCAAACUCUCAGACUGAGUGGCUGUAGACUCUCAGAGAGAAGCUGUGGAGCUCUGUCCUCAGUCCUCAGUUCCUCCAGUCUCAGAGAUCUGGACCUGAGUAACAACCACCUGCAGGAUUCAGGUGUUGAGCAACUUUGUGGUGGACUUAUGGAUCCACUGUCUACACUGCAAACUCUCAGGCUGAGUGUCUGCAACCUCUCAGAGAGGAGCUGUGGAGCUCUGUCCUCAGUCCUCAGCUCCCAGUCCUCCAGUCUCAGAGAGCUGGACCUGAGUAACAAUGACCUGCAGGAUUUAGGAGUGAUGUUGCUGUCUUCUGGGCUGGAGAGUCCAAACUGCAGACUGAAAACUCUCAGUCUGUCUGGCUGUUUGGUCACAGAGGAAGGCUGUUCUUCUCUGGCCUCAGCUCUGGGCUGGUCCUGUCUGAUGGAGCUGGACCUGAGCUACAAUCAUCCAGGAGAACUAGGAGAGAACCUACUGUCUGUUCUACAGAAGGAUCCAGACUGCAGACUGGAGACACUGAGACUGGACCAUGGGGGACGACACAGACUGAAACCAGGUCUAAAGAAGUACGCCUGUGAGCUGGAGGUGGACACAAACACAGUGAACAGAGGACUCAGACUGUCUGACAACAACAGGACAGUGACACGUGUGGAGGAGGAGGAUCAACCGUAUUCUGAUCAUCCAGACAGAUUUGAUAACUGUCCUCAGCUGCUGUGUCGUACUGGUCUGACUGGUCGCUGUUACUGGGAGAUCGAGUGGGGAGGAGGGGUCGAUGUAUCAGUGAGUUACAGAGGAAUCAGACGGAGAGGAGAUGGAGAUGAAUGUCUGUUUGGAUCUAAUGAUCAGUCCUGGAGUCUGAGCUGCUCUGGUCAUGGUUACUCUGUCCAUCACAAUGACAGAGGAACAUACCCUCUGUUCUCGUCAUCCUCUGGUAGAGUAGGGGUGUAUCUGGACCAUCCUGCUGGCUCUCUGUCCUUGUACAGCGUCUCCUCUGACAGACUGAUCCACCUUCACACCUUCAACACCACAUUCACUGAACCACUCUAUCCUGGGUUUGGGGUUUGGCCCUUAUCUGGAGGUUCCACAGGUUCCUCAGUGUCUCUGUGUUCUGUGUAGCUCAAACUCUGCUCAAACUCUGUCUGAAUCCAAAGCUUAGUCAGACUACACACCAGAUGACUGAUCCUCUCUGAUUAAUCUGGUUUAUUUGUUCAAAGCUUGACAGCCAUCUUGUAUCAGUGUUUCGAUAUCUGUUUAACUGCUCAGCAGUCAUUUUUAUAUGAUCAAGUCCACAACGGUUCAUUUUAGUGCUGUUUUAGCUUAGAUACUCCUCGUUUGGUCUAACGAAGCCCACAGACACAAACAGCUGAUCAGAUACUCUGAGAUGGAAGAGCACACAGUCGUAGCACCGUAGCUCAAGCUGGCACUGAAAAAUAGUGCCAAACACAGCAGCCUUCUGGGUAAAAACAAAAGGUUGUUGUUUUUAGUCCAUUUUGAAGCCUGUAGGUAAAAAUGGGCUAAAGAGCGGGGUCAGAGAGGAACCUUCAAUGUCAGAGUGAUAUGAGUGAAAUAAUAGAAGAAAAGAAGAAGAAAUGUCUUUCAGACUCAUGGCUACUAAAUGCUGCUCCAGAAAACAGCAGCAUGACGGCUGUACAGACAGGGGUCAGAGUUCUCUGUCCACAUUCAUAGUCUGCAUCUCUUCUCCUCUCUCUGGCCACCACAGAGCCUUGAUAUCCAAUAAACUGGUAUUUACAGGAUAUCCACGGGGUCUUAAAAAGUCUUAAAAUGUCUAAAAUCCAACAAUUUGUCAUAAAUUGUCAUAAAAUGUCUUAAAUGCGAUUUUUAAAGGUCUUAAAAAUCUAUUAACAUUACGUUUAUUUAAAACAAAUGCAUAAUAUUCAGUCUCGCUCUUCAGUGUUUUGAUUUUUGAGGACACUAUAACAUAACUACAUAAACAGAACUAAAGGACCUGUGCAGCCAGGUCAGAAUUUAUCAAGCACAACCAGCUAGUGUGCUGUGCACGCCGGGAUGUGUUUCAGCGAAGCAUAGCAGAGGACGAAACUUAACAAAAGCCCAUAGCAAGGCCGACUUACUUGUGUAAAAUGGAUAAGUGCAAAUUUAACAAUUUGUGGCUCCAAAACAAACACUUUGAUGCAUGGUUGAAGCCGGUGGAUGGAAACAUAUAUGAAGCACACUGCACCUUCUGCAAGAAAACUUUGAAACUCUGAACAUUGGGCAUGAAGGCAUUUGAAUCCCAUUGCAAAUCAGAAAAACAUAAAGCAGUCAUAAAAUGCCAGCAGCAAACGCUUUCAGUCAGCCAGUAUUGUUCCACAUCAGGAUCUAUGAGUAAAUUCAUACAUAGGGCCCUAUGAUUUCCGCGUUAACAGAAUCGUGGAAUUAGCCAAUAAAAACGGAAAUUACAAUUUAACGCGGAAAUCACAGAAAUUGAAUGAAUUUGACUGAAAUGCUGUGUUUUUUUUGAAAGAUGAAUGUAUAUCUGAGGAAUAUGUUCCCAGGGGAACACUAAAGUGGGGCACAACUUGUCCCUCACUCCCAACACUCACCACGCCCCCUCCUAAACAACAGCAUGUCAAAGCAGCUGCACGAAACACCGGCGAACAUCACGUAGCCCCAUAGUACCGACGGAUAAUGUUGCACCUUCAAGAAAACUCAUCCGUGCUGCAAGUUAUUUUACCUCACCACACCACCUGAGCGGUGUGUCUCACCUCACGCGAGGCACACCGCUCAACCCUCGGAGCCUCAGAAUCAAGUCGGACGGACUGGAGAUUUUAUGAAGUCUAAAUGAUGUUAAAUUCGAGUUACAGUUAGCUCAAUAAUUCAUCCUGUAGAUACUGUAGUUCUCUUUGGUUACUUAACGAGCCAACACGUGUCUGUAUUAACGUAGCGGUCUGAUAUGAGGCAGACGGACAGACAGCAGGGAGAUGAGGAGAGAACCGUUACUGUAAGGAGUAAAACACAAUGCAGCAUCAAACUGCAUGCACUGUUACAGACAGAGAGUA
Cheilinus undulatus (humphead wrasse) is the source of this 5970-nucleotide messenger RNA. Its product is annotated as NACHT, LRR and PYD domains-containing protein 3-like. The transcript is spliced from 10 exons. The record is from RefSeq and is a predicted model, not a curated record. Gene Ontology annotation, molecular function: protein binding. NCBI's taxonomy places the organism in Eukaryota, Metazoa, Chordata, Actinopteri, Labriformes, Labridae. Bases 29 to 4069 code for a protein of 1346 amino acids.